CUUACCAGUGGAGAAUGAAGUCGCUUCUCUUAUUGCUGUCCUGCCUGGGUCUGUGCACCUGCCAGCUAAACAUGUACAACAAUUUUCGCAAUAUGCGAAUACGCCUGGCUAGUUCGACUGCUCCAGCCAUGCAGCCACUGCGAGAGGGUCGUGUGGAGAUCAGUUUUGACAAUGGCAGAAGUUGGGGUACAAUUUGCAGCACACACUGGUCACUGCGUGAAGGUAAUGUUGUGUGCCGGCAGUUGGGCCUGGGAUAUGCUUCCAUGGCAAUAGCCAGCACUAAGCAUGGCAAUAGUCAAGCCAAUCGUUGGGGCUUGGUCGGCACCCGCUGCCGCGGCACUGAGCGAAAACUAUCGGAAUGCCACCGCGAGCCGACAUAUCCGACUAUGUGCAAUGCCAACAAUCGUAAUGUCAGCACGGUGGCCUGUGUGAGUAAAUCAGCAGAUCUGGAGCUAGGUGUCUCCGACAUCGAGAUAAGUGCGUACCUGGCUUUAGUACCAAUGACACAGUUGACUUGUGCCAUGGAAGAGAACUGUGUAUCGAAGGAUGCUUAUGUGGUACGCAGAACAAAUCCGAGAGCCAUCCGCAAGCUUCUGCGCUUCUCUGUCAAGGCUUCCAAUGUGGGCACUGCCGACGUCAGCCCUUACGCCAACUACAAGGAUUGGGAGUGGCAUCAGUGUCAUAUGCACUACCACAGCAUGAAUGUCUUUGCCACAUUCAACGUAUACAAUAAUCGUUACCAAAAGGUGGCCCAGGGCCACAAAGCCUCCUUCUGCCUAAUGGACUCAACGUGCAAUUUGGGCGUGACCCCAAAAUACAUGUGUGGCAACACUACGCAAGGUAUUUCUGCUGGCUGCGCGGACGUGUACAGCCAUGUGCUAGAUUGCCAGUGGGUGGAUGUGACCACGGUGCCCAUUAACAAGAAAUACAAAUUGCGCGUGGAACUGAAUCCCGAGUACGUUCUGGGCGAGAUGUCCUUCGAGAAUAAUGGCGCCGAGUGUGAGCUGGAUUACACGGGUGAAGUUCUAACAACAAGGGUCAGCAACUGUAAACGAAAGCCCUUGCUUAUUUAAAAAAAAGUCAAUUGCAAAAUAAUAUAAAAAUAAAAUACUGCAAUCACGAAAUGAUAUCAAUAGAUAUUAUAAAUUCAGUGCGUUUGAGCUCUUUGGAGCUCCAUAAUUUCAUUAAUUUCGACAUAU
Messenger RNA from Drosophila hydei, 1199 nucleotides. It is a transcript of the gene Loxl1, whose product is annotated as lysyl oxidase homolog 4. Gene Ontology annotation, biological process: peptidyl-lysine oxidation. NCBI's taxonomy places the organism in Eukaryota, Metazoa, Arthropoda, Insecta, Diptera, Drosophilidae. The transcript is spliced from 2 exons. The record is from RefSeq and is a predicted model, not a curated record. Bases 15 to 1073 code for a protein of 352 amino acids. Gene Ontology annotation, molecular function: protein-lysine 6-oxidase activity; copper ion binding. Gene Ontology annotation, cellular component: membrane.